This is a messenger RNA of Fusarium pseudograminearum CS3096, 1863 nucleotides long. RefSeq lists its product as uncharacterized. Lineage: Eukaryota; Fungi; Ascomycota; Sordariomycetes; Hypocreales; Nectriaceae. Bases 1 to 1863 code for a protein of 620 amino acids. Gene Ontology annotation, biological process: transmembrane transport. Gene Ontology annotation, molecular function: transmembrane transporter activity. The record is from RefSeq and is a predicted model, not a curated record. The transcript is spliced from 3 exons.
AUGCCAACUCACUUUUCUGAUGACCCACCUCAGGUCAUCAACCAAAACGAUCUACACCUCGCCAACUCGCGUCUCGAGGAACACAACGGCGCCCUCGAUGGUUCAACAGACCACAGCAGCGACGAACGCAGCCCACGCCCAAACACAAACCCCAAUGGCGCCCACCUCGAAAAGCUCGGUACCUACGACAAGUACGAGAUAACGGAGGAUGACUGCUACGAUGAGCUCGGCUACUCUUUUCCCACCUGGAAGAAGUGGUACAUCCUCACCGUCGUCUUUUGGGUCCAGGUUUCCAUGAACUUUAACACUUCGCUCUACUCCAAUGCUAUUCCCGGUAUUUCUGAAGAGUUUGGCGUGAGUGCUCAGGCAGCUAGAUGUGGUGCUAUGAUCUUUCUGGUCUUGUAUGCCUUUGGCUGUGAGCUUUGGGCCCCUUGGUCCGAAGAGUUUGGACGAUGGCCUAUCAUGCAGGCUUCUCUGCUCCUCGUCAACAUCUGGCAACUCCCUGUAGCACUUGCACCCAACUUUGCUUCUAUCUUGGUUGGUCGUGCACUUGGUGGUCUUUCAUCGGCUGGUGGCUCUGUUACUCUUGGUAUGAUUGCCGAUAUGUGGGAAUCUGACAACCAACAGUAUGCUGUUGCAUAUGUUGUCUUUUCCUCGGUUGGUGGCUCCGUGCUGGGUCCCAUUGUUGGUGGUUUCUGCGAACAAUACCUCGCGUGGCGCUGGUCUAUCUGGAUCCAGCUCAUCCUUGGCGGCUUUGUCCAAAUCGUCCACUUCCUGACUGUUCCCGAAACACGAAGCACCAUUCUCAUGAACCGCAUCGCCAAGAAGCGAAGAAAGGAGACUAAUGCCAACGUCUGGGGUCCCGACGAGCUUGUACCCUUCCGCGAGCGCUUCUCCGCCAAGGAAAUUAUGAUCACCUGGACCCGUCCCUUCAAGAUGUUCCUGACCGAGCCCAUCGUGCUGGUUCUCUCUCUCCUGUCUGGUUUCUCCGACGCUCUGAUCUUCAUGUUCAUCCAGUCCUUUGCCCUCGUGUAUGGACAAUGGGACUUUGAUGCUGUUCAGGUGGGUCUGAGCUUCUGUGCCAUUGGUGUUGGCUACCUUAUCGCUUGGCUACUCUUCGUUCCCUCUAUCAAGAGGAACGUCAAGGAGCGACGCGAAAAGCCUGAUGAUGAGCGUGCUCAGUACGAGUCACGACUUUGGUUCUUACUGUACACUGCUCCGUGUCUGCCCAUUGGUCUUAUUGGUUUUGCCUGGACGAUCCAGGGUCCUCCCAUGCACUGGAUUGGCUCCAUGGUUUUUGCGGCUAUUGUUGGUAUUGCCAACUAUUCUAUUUACAUGGCUACCAUUGACUACAUGAUCUGCGCUUACGGCCCCUACUCUGCUUCAGCCACUGGUGGUAAUGGCUGGGCUCGAGACUUCCUCGCUGGUGUCCUCACACUUCCUGCUAUUCCAUUCUUCUCUAACAUUGGCGCCUCUUCUGGCAAGAACUUGGAAUAUGCCUCAACAAUUCUCUUCUGUAUUUCUUUCGUUCUUGUCGUUGCUGUCUACGUUAUUUACUGGAAGGGACCCGCUCUUCGAGCGCGAUCACCCUUUGCCCAGCGUCUGGCUGGUGAGAAAAAGGACAAUGCCGAGCAGGGACGUCGUGGCAGUGUUGCCUAUGAUGCUCGACGAAGGAGCUCUGCUGGUACCAUUACGGACCCUGAACGUCCUCCUGUUGCUGCUCGUCCCAGCUACGGUGCACGACAGUACAGCAACUCCAACCGUUUCUUCGGAGAGAGCCGUGUUACACCUCGUGGAACGCCCCGGGGUACACCAUCUGCAAGCCGUCGCGCGAGUGCUGCCAACAUUCACAGGCACCAGUAG